AUGAGUGACACUAAAAGAAAGAUACGGUUUGAUAAACUACAAGUACUAAGUAAAAAAGCAGUAGAACAAGUUAUCAAAACCUCAUUCUCAGAUGAUCAAAUUCAACAAUGUUAUCCAACAAUAAUGGAAUCGAAAGAAGGAUCUAAAGAUUUAAAAAUUGGAUUAAAUCAAUUACAAAAAUAUCUUCAUGACAAUACAUUAAUGGAGUUUAAUACAAUAUAUGACGAAUAUGGAUUGAAACAAAAGCUAGAUGAUUUAGAUGAUAUAGUUUUACAAGCACAAACCAAAAAACAACUGGGAGAAAUCAGUUCUACACAUAUUGAUCAACUAUCACCAAAAGAUUUGAUCGACUCUACAAUACUAAGUAGUAAAGAAGAUGUUUUAGGUCAACUAGAGCUAAUAUAUGAUCAAUUAUGCAAAGACAACGACGAAUAUAUAAAAUCGUUGGAGAGUAUGACAAAAGAGAGUGAAAUACUUUCAAAUCUGAUUCAAGAUAUCUUAGAUCCAAUAGUGAGACAAGCAGAUGUUAUAGAUCCAGAACCACUACAAUUUGAUAGUCUAAUAAGGAGUUGA
Molecule: messenger RNA, 573 nt
Organism: Lodderomyces jiufengensis
Lineage: Eukaryota; Fungi; Ascomycota; Pichiomycetes; Serinales; Debaryomycetaceae
Product: MIND complex subunit
Exons: 1
Coding region: 1-573 (190 amino acids)
Biological process (GO): chromosome segregation
Cellular component (GO): MIS12/MIND type complex
Source: RefSeq, a predicted model, not a curated record